Messenger RNA from Sciurus carolinensis (gray squirrel), 954 nucleotides. RefSeq names its product olfactory receptor 10AG1-like. Bases 10 to 954 code for a protein of 314 amino acids. Gene Ontology annotation, cellular component: membrane. The record is from RefSeq and is a predicted model, not a curated record. NCBI's taxonomy places the organism in Eukaryota, Metazoa, Chordata, Mammalia, Rodentia, Sciuridae. The transcript has a single exon. Gene Ontology annotation, biological process: G protein-coupled receptor signaling pathway. Gene Ontology annotation, molecular function: G protein-coupled receptor activity; olfactory receptor activity.
UUCCCACAGAUGAAGCUUGAAGAGAUAGAAACAGAAGAUAAUGUCUCCACAGUGGUGCAGUUUGUCCUUCUGAUAUUUUCUGAACUUCCAAACCUCCAGGGGUUUCUGUCUGGGCUGUUCUCCAUCAUUUACAUGGUUGUUCUCAUUGGGAACAGCCUCAUAGUCAUAAUAACCAGGCUUGACCCUGCACUGCACAAACCCAUGUAUUUUUUCCUGGCAAAUUUUUCUAUUCUGGAAAUCUGCUAUGUUUCAGUCACUCUCCCCAGGAAGCUGGUCAGUCUUUGGACUCAGAAAAGGAAAAUUUCCCUACUGAGUUGUGCCACCCAAAUGUGCUUCUUCUUUGUACUGGGAACUGCAGAAUGCUUCCUCCUGGCUGUGAUGUCCUAUGACCGCUAUGUGGCUAUCUGCAAACCUCUGCACUACCCUUUAGUGAUGAACCCAAAGAAGUGCCAUCAACUGGCAGCUGGUGCCUGGCUUGGGGGAAUGUCAGUCCAGGUAGGACAGACAUGGCAGAUAUUCUCUCUGCAUUUCUGUCAUUCUAACCAAAUCAACCACUUCUUCUGUGACAUACCUCCCCUUCUUAAGCUAGCCUGCGGGGACACUUCAGUGCAUGAGAUGUCUGUCUAUGUAGUAGUGAUAUUCAUUGCUGUGGUCCAUUUUAUGCUGAUAGUUGUCUCUUACAGCAAGAUCAUGGGUACCAUUCUGAGGUUGCCCACAGCCCAAGGAUGCACCAAGGCAUUCUCCACAUGCUCCUCCCACCUGCUGGUUGUGGUUUUAUUUUUUGGAUCAGCUUCCAUUACCUACUUCAGGCCCACAUCCAGCCAUUCUGCAGGAACUGACAAACUGCUCUCUCUGUUCUACACCAUAGUGACUCCCAUGUUCAAUCCUGUGAUCUACAGUCUCAGGAACCAGGAUGUGCUUGCUGCUCUCAGAAGAUUAUGCCUUGAAACAUAG